GUCAAGCCGCUGAAACAACAAGCUGGGUUAAUCUUUGACUGUGUUGAAGUGUGAAGAUAUUUUGUAGGCUGCAGGUGCGUUGUGGUUGGCUCGUGUAUCUGCCCUAUUGAAGGGAAGUAAGGGCUGGCGGUGUAGUAGCUGCUGCUCCCAAGUCAAGUUAGCGAAACUAAAAGCCAGUGCGUUACCCAGAUCAUGGAUCGGCAGUAAGAGUGGACAGAUAUAUAGAUGCUGCUCAGUCCCGGUCGCAAACUCACAGCCGCCAGGGAACUGAGCACUUCAAUGGUGACCUGCAUUUGCAGCUUUACAUUGUGUUGUCGACCUCAAGAAUUGUUCCCAGUUUAAUUGUUGUUGCUAUUGCAGACAAUCAGGCCUAAAUACACGGAACAGGUAGUUUGUGAGGAGCUAGUGCAUUUUUUACAGAAUAGGGACAGACCUUUGCGGGCGAACAGGAAGCUCUUCCAAUGGCACUCCAAACCUGUCACAUGCCAUUUCCUCAAUGGGAAUUUGAUUUCCAGAAUUUGCAGUUACAGGAAGCAUCAGCGUUUGACCUGCAGGAUUUCAAAGAUGUGGAUAUCAUGUGUGACCCAACAUCGUUGAUGCAACCCAUGUCCAUGACAGAUGCAUACCUACCGUUUACUGACUAUGUGUCUCAUCUGGACGUGUGCAUUUCUUCUUCCAUGUCGGCUGCUCACAACUCUCUGAUUGAGAUGAAUCUGCAAACCGACCACACACACCCGCCUGAGCAGUUUUGGAGGGAUGUGGCUGAAGAAAAUCAGAAAGCUCUGGGAGAUGCUCUUGUGGAAAAUGAACAUUUGCAAGUCACUUUAAAGAGAAAGCAUUGUGAAAUAUUAUCACUGAAGGAGAGGAAUAUCCAGCUGAAAGAACUUGCUAGUAGGGCAAAACAUCUGGCAUCAAUCCUUGAUAAACUUAUAAAUCACGAUUGCCGGGAUACCCGAGACAGCACAUCUGAGAUUGUUCCCUCAACGUCCCCAGAUAAGCGGCAACGAGUUGAGGGAACCUAUUUUGAUACCCAGGAGAGUGAUAAAGUGGAUGAGAUCUUAAGAGACAUUUCAGAGAAAUGUAGUGCAGCAUUGGAAACAUUGAAUGAAACAAACUAUAAACAACUUAAAGCAUAUUGCAAUUCAGGAGAAGAAAGUUAUACUGAAGAACAGGAAACUAUCAACAUGUAUGGAAGCUUCAAUGGACUUAAGACAUCUACAGGCUGCAAUACAGUCAACUUAAGUGGCAGUGAGUUGGACGAUGAUGUGUCAUUUAAGACUUCAAUUCGUGAUCACUGCACAAUAAGAACAUUAGCAUUUCCUCAAGGUAAUGCAUUUACCACCAGGACACCCAGUGGUGGCUUCAAAUUCCGAUGGAUUCCAAAUUGAUUGGGAUGAUCAGCUAACUACUCUGACCAGUGGGACUUAAUUAAUUUUACUUUCAGUAAAUAAAAUACAUGAAGGAAUUCCAUGCAGCAUUCUUGCACUGCCAGCACUUAGAAGAUUAAAAUCUUCCUCAAAGGAAUUAUAUUUCAGAUCCACCAAAUAUUUUGCAACUAUUGGUAAAGGUGAUUUUCAUGUGUGUAUUCACUGUGUUAUACUUUACUUCAUUCGACUAUUAUUCACAAAAAAUCAGAACUGGAAAUAAAAUAAAGAUUUGAAUAUUUACACCACAUUCAAUACUCCAGGAUGGCCCAAUGCACUUUACAGCUAAUGAAGUAAUUUUCAAAAUGUACUCAUUGGUAGAAAGUUAAUAAUAUAGUAACUAAUUUGCACAUA
Molecule: messenger RNA, 1778 nt
Organism: Amblyraja radiata (thorny skate)
Lineage: Eukaryota; Metazoa; Chordata; Chondrichthyes; Rajiformes; Rajidae
Gene: mcidas
Product: multiciliate differentiation and DNA synthesis associated cell cycle protein
Exons: 5
Coding region: 462-1388 (308 amino acids)
Biological process (GO): negative regulation of cell cycle; negative regulation of DNA replication
Cellular component (GO): nucleus
Source: RefSeq, a predicted model, not a curated record